AUGGGUGGCGGCGGAGUGAAGGAGCGGGGCGAGAACCCGGUGCCCGGGCGGUGCUGCUUCUUCCUGGAGAAGAAGGGCCGCUUUUGUCGCGUGGAGCGGGUCAAGGGCGGGGGUGUUUGGCUCAUGUUCGCAUUUGCGAUAGAUUCGCGCUUCUGCGGGCAGCACGUGUCUGAUGCCACGUUUGUCCCCUGCCCCUACAGUGGUAGCCAUCAAGUGCGAGCCGACUUGCUGGAGCGUCACCUUCGCAAAUGCAACGAUCGCCCCCGCCCACCCCCGGCCUGGUUUAAGCAAGACGUGAAUAAUCUUGCAGCCACCACAACCAAUGGACCUUUUGCGCCCGCCCCACUCCUCAGCGAGAUUGAUGCCGCCACGCUGCAGGCUGUAGCUGCGCUGAUCAACGUGCUCUAUGACGAGGGUCAAACCCAACUCGGGCCCAUUACCGUCCACUCCGCUUUGCACCCGGCCCAUAAUGCCAUGCUCGAUGGCACAGAAGCCUACGGUGUAACCCGACGCCACGUUCAACAGAACAGCAGUCUCUCCCGUCUCAUUACCGACGAUGGUGUGCCCGAUCAAGACACCUCCAGUGCACUACCACCGCUGGUCGUAGAGUUUGGCGCCGGGCGGGCCCACCUUUUGCACUGCCUGCGUCACGCCCUCGGCUGGUCGAGCCCGGCAGCCUACUUGGCGUUGGAGCGCGAUACCAUCCGGCUCAAAGCCGAUCGAUAUCACCGGGCCCGACCCGAGCCUGCCGUCUCUUACUCUCGCUUACGAGCAGAUAUCGCCAACGUGGUGUUGGCAGCCACGGUUGAUGCCCAACCCCCUGACGUGUCGACCACACCCGCUUCCGCAGCCCCACUUCGACCGCUCGUGGCUUGUUGGAAGCAUCUCUGCGGCGCCGCAACAGACUUUGCCAUUCAAGCCAUUGUCCAUUACCAGGCUGCUGGCGGUGUGCUCCGACAUGUCACCGGAGCCACUUGCUGCCAUCAUCGCUGCACCUGGGGGACAUAUUGUAAUCGACCUUGGCUUGAGGCGCAUGGGGUGACGCCGGAUACCUUUGGCAUCAUGACUCGCAUGGCCACAAUGAAUGUGACAACCGCACAAAUGGUUGAACUUGGUUAUCGGUGCAAGCGGGCGCUUGAUUACGGCCGUGCUUUGUAUCUUCGGGCGCAACUAGGUGUGCCGCUAUGUUUGGUGGAGUAUGUGGACCAAAAGGUAACGCGUGAAAACGUGUGCCUCACCUCCCGCCAACCAGGAGCCAAAACUUAA
Messenger RNA from Monosiga brevicollis MX1, 1266 nucleotides. RefSeq lists its product as uncharacterized. The record is from RefSeq and is a predicted model, not a curated record. Lineage: Eukaryota; Choanoflagellata; Craspedida; Salpingoecidae. The transcript has 10 exons. Bases 1 to 1266 code for a protein of 421 amino acids. Gene Ontology annotation, biological process: tRNA methylation.